Durotheca rogersii is the source of this 3136-nucleotide messenger RNA. Its product is annotated as fungal-specific transcription factor domain-containing protein. The record is from RefSeq and is a predicted model, not a curated record. Bases 336 to 2927 code for a protein of 863 amino acids. The transcript has a single exon. Gene Ontology annotation, biological process: regulation of DNA-templated transcription; DNA-templated transcription. Gene Ontology annotation, molecular function: DNA-binding transcription factor activity, RNA polymerase II-specific; zinc ion binding; DNA binding. NCBI's taxonomy places the organism in Eukaryota, Fungi, Ascomycota, Sordariomycetes, Xylariales, Xylariaceae.
AGACCUCCCCACUAACAACAACUUCUCAUGCCAGAUCCCUUACGAUCACUCCCAGCUGGGUGACUUCGUGUUCGCUGCCGCAGAUGAGACAUCCUAUGCUGGCAUUGGUGAUUGAGGCGAUCUCCCUUUGGCUGUCACGCCCCGGCUGGCUGAGUCUUGAGGGAUCGGCAGCCGUUUGAGCGGUUGACGGAGGAACCUCUGGGCCAGAAUCGAAUUACACAUGCUGCUGGACAAUCUAGAAGCCGAGAAGCUCGAUCGAGCCUAUACAUUACCCGCUGCUGGCUUCCCGACCAACCAGCAAGCUACUACAUGGCUAGCUGUGUUGACUUGGCACGAUGGACCCCCGGAUACCAACAGAGGACGCCGCCGCCGGCCCUUCCAACGACUCGGCGGGGGCCCGCCAGCAACCGGCUGGCAAACCAUUAAGCUGCACCAACUGCCGGGCCCGCAAGCUCAAGUGUAGUCGGGAACACCCUUGUCACCACUGCGUGCGCUCCGGCGGCGAAUGUAUCUUUCCCGUGCGCAAACGUAUCCGGAGGCCUCGGCGCAGCAAGAACGCCGAGCUGUUGCAGCGUCUCAGCCGCCUCGAGUCUAUCGUGGGAAGGGUCGGCCUUGGUGUAGAUGGAGGCGGCCUCUCGACCGCCAGCACCACCGCCGCUACCGCCCCCAUUCCUGGCGCCCCCCCUGGUUUCUGCCCGCCCCCGUUCUUAGGUGGCGGUAGCAAUGAUAACCAGCCUCUACAAUAUCAUACAGUUAGUGAAAGCGAUGGCGGCUACUACGAGGCCCAGGAGAAAUGGGAUGAAGCGGCGCAAGAUACCAAAGCCUCUAAAUAUCUGAGCGGGCAGUUCUGGACCAGCCUUGGCCUUGAGGUCGAAGGGCUGCGGCAGGCGCUGGAAUCAUCCACCGACUCAGACGAAGAGGAGCAGCCGCCCUUGCAAGGAGCAACGCCGGACUCGAUCGCCUACGACCGCAGUAACUCAAGCGCUCCGUCCGCGGCCGCGGUGGCCGCCGGGUUCCCCUCGGGCCUACUCCUCGGGAGCGCAUCCCACUUCGCCGCUCCCGAACAAAUCGAACAUCCGUCACCGGACCACAUCCGCUUCCUGACGGCAACAUUUUGCCGCAACGUCGAUAUGAUCCUCAAGAUCCUACACUGGCCGACGAUAGAAGCGGCUCUCCUCGCGUUUGCGGAUGCUUCCUCUUUAUACUCUACAGACUCUCCCCAGGCCCAGUUAAGUCCCGAGAAGGAAGCCCUUUUCUUUGCCAUCUACCACGCGGCUACUGUGAGCCUGUCGACAGAAACUUGCCUCGAGUAUCUGGGUCGUCACCGCGACGACCUUGUUCGGACCUACGCUGCGGGCACCGAGCACCUCCUUGUGCGCGCCGACUACCUCAACAGCAGCAGCCUCGAGACCCUGCAGGCGCUCACACUGUACAUCGCAUGUCUUCGCUCUCACAACCGCAGUGCCGGCGAGCGCUCCGGCUCACGCCCCGCCUGGGUCCUAGUUUCCCUAGUUGUGCGCCUCGCGCAGGCUCUAUCGCUUCACCGCGAAGCCGCAAACACGCGUCUGUCUCCUUAUGAGGCAGAGCUGCGCCGGCGCUUGUGGUGGCAGAUCAUAGUGCUCGAUAUCCGCGCCUCAGAAGAUCGAGGCACCACCACGGUCAUCGCACGCGACUCGUAUGACACACGCAUCCCGUUAAACAUCAAUGACACCGACUUCGGCCCUGAUACACCGCGCGACAUGAUACUUGUCGAAAGGCAGGGCCAUACGGACGUUACAUUUAACCUAUGCACAGCACACUGUUCCAGAAUAUUCUUACACGUCGAGCACGCACAGUGUACUGCUGCUUCUCCCUCGACUACUAACGGUGAUGCCACUGGUAGCGAUGCUGCUACGCUGCAGCAGCCGCAGCAAGGCGUCGAGCAAACCAUCCGACACGCGCAGGAGCUCGAGUCGCAAUUCGUCACUAGUGCUGACACUCGGCACCCGGGAUCAUACCUGGCUUCCAUCAUCGCCCGCGUUGUCAUCUUCAAACUGUGGCUCAUCAUGCAGUACCCGGUGCACCCGCGGCAGCGGCAGCGUCCGGGCCCUGCUGCAUCGUCUCCCCUUUCUCCCACCUCCACUGCCACCCCUCAGGACCCUCGCACCCGAACCCAGGCGCCGGCCCUGCCCUUCUUCCCGCACGAGGCCACCCUGCGGACGGCGAUCUCUAUCAUAGAGCUGGACGGGCACCUGCACAGGGGGCCCUACUCAGACCGGUUCCGGUGGUGGGCCGACACGUACGUGCAGUGGCACCCGCUGGCCGUGGCGCUCGCCGAGCUCUGCACACCGUUCCACUUCCACGCAGGCGGCGACGCCGCCGGCGAGGACCUCGUCGCGCACGCGUGGCGCGUCGUCGACGACGUCUUCCCCCGCUGGAGCAACACUAUCGCCGACGCCAAGGGCGGCACGCUGUGGCGCCCCAUCCGGAAGCUCUACAAGAAGGCCCGGGCCGCGCGCGCCGAGGAUCGCGACCACGCCGUCGCCGCGACCCCGACGCUCUUCUCGCCGACGCGGCGCCGGGGCCCCUCUGCGUCCGCCCUGACCGGCUUCGAGAUCGACGGCCGCGCGCAUGAGAUGCUCGCCGACGCAGCCGCCUGCUCCCCGGCCCCGCUCUCCGGCGCCGCCGAGCCCCCGUACUCGGCGCUGAGCUGGCGCGACUUCGACUUUGGGCUGGCGUCCUUCGACGACAACGACGAAGGCCGGGGAGGCGGCGGCGGCGCCGAUAACGACGGCGUCGCGAACACGUACCCGUACAGCAGCAUCAUGAUGAGGGCGGCGGCGGGGCCGCCGGCGAUGGACUGGAGCACAUGGGACGACUUCGUCGACGAGACGCAGGCCGCCGACGGGCAGUCGAGGUCCGGGUCGAGCAGGGAUCAGAGCGUGUAAGGUUGGGCUGAUCUGGGAAAUCUCUCGUCUAGCGUCCGGACAAAAAAAGGGACCAUACGAUGGAGGAGGCCGGCGAGCACGAUAUGCUGUAUUACUACGAAAUUAUGGAUGUGAUGUCACAGGGUCGUAUAGUACGCACAUCUCUGCGUGACAGCCUCGAAGGCGGACUGCCACCGUAUAUAUAUAUAUAGUAUCACAUGAGCACCGAA